Molecule: messenger RNA, 261 nt
Organism: Aspergillus heteromorphus CBS 117.55
Lineage: Eukaryota; Fungi; Ascomycota; Eurotiomycetes; Eurotiales; Aspergillaceae
Product: YOS1 family protein
Exons: 4
Coding region: 1-261 (86 amino acids)
Biological process (GO): endoplasmic reticulum to Golgi vesicle-mediated transport
Cellular component (GO): endoplasmic reticulum membrane; Golgi membrane; COPII-coated ER to Golgi transport vesicle
Source: RefSeq, a predicted model, not a curated record
AUGUUCUUCUUCGGCCUGGGGAAACUGGUCUACGUGAUCAUCCUACUCAUCAACUCCCUCGCCGUCCUCUCCGAAGACCGCUUCCUCGCCCGGAUCGGAUGGGGCCGCACGCAAGGCGACCCGGCCUUCGGCGCCGCCUACGACACCACCAGUGUGAAAGCCAAAACCAUUAAUCUGAUCGCCAGUGUCCGGACCGUGAUGCGAAUACCCCUCAUCGUCAUCAAUACGAUAGUCAUCGUGUACGAGCUUAUUCUGGGUUGA